AUUGAUGUAUGACAUAUCGUGGUGAAAAGAAGGCCAUUAAAAUUUUUUGCAGAAAUAUUCGCAAUAUAUACGCUGAAAACUAUAAAUAACUGAUGUUCCAAUUAAUUAACACACUAAUUUAAUAGGUACCUACCUAGCCGUCGAGUAGAACGCACCUGUAUACGUUUGGGAGGUGUAUCUGUAAUAAUAUACAUUUUCGUUUUCGGAAGUAAAAUCUUUUAAUUCCAUUAUUAUUAUUUGUAGAAGGAGUUUUAGUGUAUUUCAACGAAUUUUCAGUCAGUUUUUACGAUUUAUAACGAAAACAUGAAGUCGACGGCUGCCGUAACGUUCUCCCAGAUCUGUGCGUUGUACGUGGUACUCAGAUGCAGUCCAGCGUCGACUGCACCACACAUGAGCACGGCAGUAGUGCUGGACCAAUACAGGUUGAAUUCACACACGACCAUCAAACCAUAUUAUGCCUCUUAUUCUUAUAACAACAUCCUACCGUAUAUAGUUGGUGAACCCAGACAGCUGAAAACUCUCGACCAGAAAAUUGAGGAAAAUAUUUCGGCCACGGCUUCGGAUACGCCACCUGUUAUUAUCGGUGUAAUUAACGAUGAUAAGACAAAGAACUACGAUUACAAUAAUUGGUCUAAACAGGUGGACCUCGCAUACGAUCAGUUGCAAUCAUUGUUAGAAGCUUUGACUUCUGCGAAAAGUAAAAUUAAAGCCAUGUCGAUGAGGACAAAGCAAUCUUUCGGGGAAGAACUUACCACUAACUCGUUCAGCGAUUUAGUCACAACUGAAAUUCCACAUACAAGGCACCAGAGUACGACAAAUAUGACUGCAGUGUGGCUGCAUUUCACAGCCGAAUCUACGAAUGUAUCGACACCCUGGCCGCCAACGACAACUACCAUCAUGCCCUACACUACGACUACACAAAUGCCGAUCACCACGACUAUGCAAAGCCCAAAACAGAAUAAAUUUAUAUGCACUUUAUGUGUUAUCAUUGUAAAUGAAUAAAAAAAAAUAUAGGACAUUAACAUAUUGUUCUGUGAUAUAAUUGCAGUUACUACCACUGGUAUGCAUAAUGUACAAUAUAAUAUUCUACUCAAAAAG
Molecule: messenger RNA, 1098 nt
Organism: Myzus persicae (green peach aphid)
Lineage: Eukaryota; Metazoa; Arthropoda; Insecta; Hemiptera; Aphididae
Exons: 5
Coding region: 304-1002 (232 amino acids)
Source: RefSeq, a predicted model, not a curated record